Ambispora leptoticha is the source of this 877-nucleotide messenger RNA. Lineage: Eukaryota; Fungi; Glomeromycota; Glomeromycetes; Archaeosporales; Ambisporaceae. The record is from the annotation of a GenBank genome assembly.
AUGACUAAACUAUCAAAGUGGCUCAAAGGAAAUCUCAAGGAUAACGUUAAGGAAACAUUUGAAGCGACUAUCGAACAUCUGCUUAAGUUAAAACCUCCCGUAAAAAAAGGCAAUGAAAGACAGGCCUUGAUGUCUUCAUUACAAGCUUUGAUGAAAAAUGACGAAUCCGUACGUGAAGAAUACGAAUCUCUAAAUGCGUGGGUUAACGUUAAUAAUUCUGAGAAAGAGAAGGAGAAAAAUUUAAAGAUGAUUGUUAAAGAACACCAAGCUAUAUUCAAAAAAGCUCGUGUUGUUCAGUACAAUAUCUCUUAUGGAACAAGUUCCGCACAAACGCAAAAUUCAAACAAUAUCGCGAGUGAACAUGAAGUUUCUACAGACAUUAAAAAAGCUCAGGAAAUAAAUCCACUAAAUGGACAGAAAGUAAAAGAAGAGAAGGAGAACAACUUAUUAUCACGAAUUCCGCAUAAGUUUUCAUUCUCGGCAUCCAAACAAGGUUCUUAUGUGGAACCAAUUUUAGAGCAUGUCGAGAAAGCGCUUUUCAGAUUUGUUGUAAAGAAUCGGGACUACAUUCCUUCUGACACAGUAAAAGAAUUCGCACUUAAAUGCAACCCCCCGCGAAAUAUUGAUUUUUCGGAUGCAGACAUAUUGUGUCUUUUAAACUUCAUUACGAAACAUAUUUCCUUGUUUAUGAUUCCGCAUUCCGACCAAACGCUGUUUUAUGGCGAAUAUAAAUUAAAACCUUUAGAUGUUCUUCAAUCUUUUAAAAUUGAGGCGAGGAACCACCAUGCGCACGGUAUAACAAAAUCCAAAGGAAAAUGGAACGAUGAAAAAUUACAAAGGCUCUCAACCUUAGCAUUAGAGUUGGUCGAUUGUCUUG